AUGGUCCGAAGAAAAUUACAGUGGAAAUUAGCUUUGUUUUUUUAUUUAAUACUACUUAAUGUUUUUACGAAAAGUUUACCGAUAGAUAAAACAAUAUUAGAGUCUACUACAGUAUCCGAUACUGCUUUUAACAGUUUGCCAAUAUUAGAAAUUCCAACUGACGUACCGUUGAGAAGCAAUGUAGUUACAAAUGUACAAGUUCAAAACGCAACGGCGACUGAAAGAAAUAUUACAAGAAACAUAAUAGUAAGUGAAGUAAGACCUGGUCAAAACGCGGCUGCCUAUUCAAUAGAAUUAAAUUUUGAUGGAGAUUCAUUCGAAGGCCGGGCGAUAAUUAAUGUCCUUUUGAGGGAUGACACAUUAGAGGAUGAAAUAUUGCUACAUGCAGAGGACAUAACUGUAAAUUCAGUAGUUAAAAUACUAGACAAUUCGCAAUUAAUACCUCUGGACUAUACAGAAGAUGAUGGAAUACUGGAGAUUUCAGUACCAGAUAAUCUAAUUGCAACUCGACAUAAUCUGCAUAUUGAGUACUCAGGAUCUUUCGAAAGUAAUGGACAUGGGUUGCAUCUAGGAGAGUACGGGGGAAACUCGUACGUUGCCAUGAACCUGUACCCAACCCAUGCAAGGCGAGUCUUCCCCUGCAUGGAUGAACUAACGCAGAGGCCCAAUAUUUCAUUCUCGUUCAAUGGGCUCGAUUACAAUAACAUCGUUACAAAUUCCAUGCCCCAACAGAACAGUCAGACUCAGUUUCGAGGACUGACCGGCACACCGCACUCGUGGGGUAUGAUGGCACAUAAUUUUGAUUUUUUAGUUACACCGCAUACAAACGUACAGAUUUUUGGACGACCAAACCUUCAAGGUGUUCAACACGACCAAGCAUCUGUGGCCAUAAGCUCUUACUUUAGUUUCCUCAAUGAAUGGACUAACAGGAAUUAUUUUGAUAUUGUGUUUGAACAAGAUGGCAGAAUGCUCAUUUUUAUUUUACCUGAUAUUUCAACAGACUGGUAUUCACUUUCGAUAGUGGGAUUAUGGGAAGGUUAUGUAUUUAUGGAAAAUACGCAUUCCAUUAAGCAAAGAAGAAUUGCUUUAGUAAAGAUCGCUGAAGCUAUGGCAAGUCAGUGGUUUGGAUACCUGAUAUACCCGAAUAACUGGAGAAACCAAUGGAUUAUCUCUGGCUUCGCAUCUUACGCCGCAUGGGAAGCUGUUUACUCGUUUCAAACAAGUAGUUCAGACAAUGAUAUAACGAUGUUGGAUGUUAAUACUCUAUUUGUAACAGAAGUAAUACAGGAAUCACUACUCCUUGAUAGCUACGCAAGUUCUCAAGUCUUAGAACCAGAGGAAAGUCUCUUCGACGAAGUAGAAAUUAGAGAUCAUAUUAAUGGUCUUGUGAAGCUCAAAACACCAGCAAUAUUUAGAAUGUUAAGGCUUAUUCUUGGAGACGAAGAAGAUGAUUUCAUUCACCGUGCAGCGCAAAGUAUAGUCACCAAAGAACCUCUCACCGCAGUAAUCUCGCGUGACUUCUACGAUGCUGUUGUAACUAAUUGGUUUCAAGCUGGUAAAGAUUUGAUAGAAAGUAUUAGUGAUUACAUGGAAACGUGGCUGCAUAACUCUGGCUAUCCAGUUGUACAUGUCACUUUAAGAUCAGGCGGAGUCUUCUUGACACAGGAACGCUUUGCCUUUACAAAUGUAGAACAAAUUGAAUAUCCGAUCCCUAUAACAUACGCAACCAGUCUCAAUCCCGAUUUCGAAGACGAAAAUGUAUAUCCGAACUUGAUGCUUGAGCAGAGUUUAUCAUUGGAUGUUGCUAUGGAGGACGAGGGUUGGAUUCUCUUCAACAUUCAAGGACAAGGUUACUAUCGUGUUAAUUAUGCUGACGAGUUAUGGGAACACAUUAUUGAAGCUCUCGACGACCCAGAAAGAAGAGAAGAAAUACAUCCAUUGAAUAGAGCUACCUUGAUAGAUGACGCUCUAAAUUUAGCGAGAGCCGGAAAACUUAGCUACGACAUAGCAUUAGAAUUGGUUUUAACUAUGGAACAUGAAACAGAGUAUGCGGUUUGGAAAGCAUUCGUAAGGAAUAUGGACUUUUUAAGGAAACGUUUAACAGCACUAGUAUUAGACGACGAAGAUUUGGAUCAAGACAUCUAUUUGAGGAUGGUUCGAAGGACAGUGGGCCUUGUAGAAGAUGAGCUUAGUUUCUACCCGGAUACUCGAACCAGUGAGGGAUCUAUGGUUUCCUUAACUCGAGGCCUGGUGAUGGAUCAUGCUUGUAGAGCCAAUUAUGAUCCUUGUAUCGCAGCAGCUGUCGAUUGGUUCUACGACUCUGAUGGCGAAGUCAAUCCAGACAUACCUUAUGACAUUCGACCAGCGGUCUAUUGUACGAUGGUGAGGGAAGGUGAUGACGAUGUGAUAGAAGCUUUACAAGACCGUCUUGAAAUAGAACGUACCAUGUAUGAACGUGUCGUCAUACUCGAGUCCUUAGGCUGUUCGCAAGAUGAAGAUUUUAUUAACAGCCUUCUUGAUGAAACAAUAAGCAAUAACAGUCCUUAUAGCAUAGAAGAAAGGUCUAAAAUAUUCGCAGCAGUCGCUUCAGCAAGCUACGAUAAUGCUUUUAUUGCAAUGAAUUUCAUGUCAAGAAGAACAAAUGACAUAAGGGAAAAGUACGGUGGUUCUGAGAAAUUAGAAGAACUUAUAUUCAUUCUCGCAGAUAAUAUGGCUAAUCAAGAACUAUCGACAGAGUUUCAAAUAUGGGUGAACUCAGUACUCAGCAAUUUAGAUGACUCUGAGGAUAUUGCAAGAAGGGCGCUCGAAAUGGUAAUCACUCAUUUAACUUGGGAUCAACAGCAUUUAGAAGAUGUUUAUGAGUGGAUUGAUGAGAACGAUGCACGUACGUUAACUGCAUCUCUAUUUGUAUUAGUCACAACACUAUGCAUUGCAUUCUUACAGCAUUAGUUAACUGUGUUUUUUUUUUAAACUUGGAAUCGUAU
This is a messenger RNA of Achroia grisella, 2984 nucleotides long. Its product is annotated as aminopeptidase N-like. The record is from RefSeq and is a predicted model, not a curated record. Lineage: Eukaryota; Metazoa; Arthropoda; Insecta; Lepidoptera; Pyralidae. The coding region runs from base 1 to 2949 and encodes 982 amino acids. Gene Ontology annotation, cellular component: cytoplasm. Gene Ontology annotation, molecular function: metalloaminopeptidase activity; zinc ion binding; peptide binding. Gene Ontology annotation, biological process: proteolysis; peptide catabolic process. The transcript has 14 exons.